AUGGAUGGUGGGAUUGAGUGCACCCUCAACAAGUUUGCUGAUCACACCAAGUUGUGUGGUGUGGACACCAUGCUGGAGGGAGGGGCUGCCAACCAGAGGGACCUUGGACAGCUUAAAUAUUUUUCUUUUUUCCAGGCUCACAUAAAAUUUCCUAUUGACUAUCCAUAUUCACCACCUACCUUCAGAUUCCUGACCAAAAUGUGGCACCCCAACAUUUAUGAGAAUGGAGAUGUAUGUAUUUCAAUUCUUCAUCCACCUGUAGAUGACCCACAAAGUGGAGAGCUGCCAUCUGAGAGGUGGAACCCUACCCAAAAUGUCAGGACUAUCUUACUGAGCGUAAUCUCUCUGCUUAAUGAACCCAACACAUUUUCUCCUGCCAACGUGGAUGCAUCAGUCAUGUUCAGGAAAUGGAGAGACAGUAAAGGAAAGGACAAGGAGUACGCCGAAAUCAUACGGUAA
Molecule: messenger RNA, 459 nt
Organism: Chaetura pelagica (chimney swift)
Lineage: Eukaryota; Metazoa; Chordata; Aves; Apodiformes; Apodidae
Product: ubiquitin-conjugating enzyme E2 R2-like
Exons: 4
Coding region: 1-459 (152 amino acids)
Biological process (GO): protein polyubiquitination; ubiquitin-dependent protein catabolic process
Molecular function (GO): ubiquitin conjugating enzyme activity
Source: RefSeq, a predicted model, not a curated record